Molecule: messenger RNA, 3645 nt
Organism: Peniophora sp. CBMAI 1063
Lineage: Eukaryota; Fungi; Basidiomycota; Agaricomycetes; Russulales; Peniophoraceae
Source: the annotation of a GenBank genome assembly
AUGUCUGCCCUCAGUCCGUCGCCUUUAUUAUACAAAGCCCACGAAUACUCCUAUGUCGUAGUCUAUAGUCUAAUUAUAAUCUGCACUCUCCUACCCAUCUCGUGCUUUGGUGUUCUCAUCACGCUCGGCCAACUCGCGCUCGUUGUACUUAUGGUCGUGCACACUCUCGGCCGGGGCAUCUCCUCAAAGCCGUCACGAUUGCUCUUGCGCACGUACGGUCUGCUAUCAUUACUGGUUCCUUUGUCGUCAGCCCUCCCUGUUGCCAACCCGGCCAACGAGACCGGCAGAACUUCGCACGUCUCAACGCCCGACUUGGAUCUCACUACCAAGCCAGCUUCAACUACGACUGCGCUACCUUUUGUGGCGCCCUUGCAUGUCCUGGCUCGUCUCUUGCCAAACCACGGUCUUCCCGUACAAGAGGCCCUCGACGUCUUCAAUAUGUUCUUCGACUUUCAUCCUUCUAUUGCGGCUCGCUUCCCUGCCCGCUACAUUUCAGACGACGUCAACCUACCCCUUGAUGACCCGUUGGUGCCAACCUUCAAACAGUCUAUUGUCGACAUAGCCCCAUCAAUCUACGAGGCUGCCCUACGUCACACCACACGCCUGGUUUCUACAAUUCAAGAUUUGAUUGCAAAUGGCGCUCGGGCACUGGAGAUCGCGCCUCGACAGUGUCUGCCCCUUUGGGGUACAGAUGUGGUGCAGCGCCUGCAGCCUUCUGCUGAUCGACUCGAGUGGUGGCACGAUGCCGACGAUUUCUUGAAGCAGUUCGAGGACGCCGCACCGCAGGGUGCUUUCAAAAACAGUUUCGUUUUGGCUGUGCUUCAAGCUCGUGGAUACCUCCUGACUCUCCCACAUGAUGUCGAAGUCGCCGGUCGAGGUGGUGCAGUUCAUCUGCAAGCACGCGAUCUUGCAUCAUUUCUUUCACAUCGCUGGCUCAACGACGACAUGAUCAAUGCUGGUCUUGACUGGCUGGUGCAUGCUCUUGGCCCAACCACCACCACGGCCAUUGCAAACUGCUACUGGCUAGAAUCCCUUCGAAGUGCUCGUGCACAGGGCUUCGCAACAUACGCACUGCGCUCAUCCCGCCUAGCUGCAUUGUUACGUACCGGCCGAAUGCGCGUACUCGAGAUCCCUUUGCACAUUCAUGGCAACCAUUGGGCUGGUCUGCACGUCAACUUGACCGAUUGUACGUACUCUUACCGUGAUGGUCUGUACGCGUCGGCACAUCCCUCUCAGGAGGACCUCGAUCUGGUUCAAUGGGCAUUAUCGUCCUUACUUCCUGGUCCAGUACCUCAGCUCACGCCCUCGACUCGACCGCUUGUGUCCCCUCGCCAACGGGAUCACCACUCUUGUGGUAUUCUCUAUCUUUCAACACUUUCGCAUGAGCUCCUUGGAGAUCAACCGUGGCGGCAAGCGACUGCCGAUCUAUGGCACCUGGAGUGGUUCAACCGUCUAGCAGAGGAUGCGGCCAUAGGCUCCGAUGCACAGUCUGUUCAGGAGGAGGAAGACGGCAAAGCCAGCAUCGUAGAACUCGACAACGUCACAUUCGACUUUGAGCAGUCAGCAUAUACUGUGUCGCUUGAUAACUCUGAGCGAAGCCCUGAGCUUGAAGAUUGCAAUAACGAGAGCUCUCGACCACCAACGCCGCCUGCUUUGUCUUUGCCCUCCCUCGAUAGUUCCGCUGCAUGGCCCGCUCGACUUCGUGGGAGGGGAUCCGCCGCCACGUCUUCUCUCUCAGGCUGGUCUCUUGACACCUUCGAUACCGACAGCAUAUCUGACUUCUCGGAUGUGUCCUACGAGAACGAUGAACUCGCCGAAGACUCCGCAGAUGAAGCUCUGUAUCAGUCAGUUCACCAAAGUUCGUCGAGCGACGCCCUUGCUCCCGAGUUCCCAACUCAUGCCGAGUCCCCGAUUCGCGCCCACCUAUAUGAUGCUGCCGAACAGCCCGUACCACCUAGACGCGCCGCUCCUCACCCUGAACCUUCGGGUCAUGUGAUGCGUCUGACAGCGUAUUUUGAAUGCCUAACACCCAAACAAGCAGCUGCACGGAGGGAGGCUCAUAGAGCAGAGGAUCUUGAAGCAGCUGCCGAGGAGCUGAAGCACAGGGAGUACCGCCUUUGGCUGGAACACCUGAAGAAGGAGGAGCAUGUUCGAGCUUUGACGCGCGAACGUGUACGCAGGUAUCGUCAACAGAAAAAAGCGGCGAAGGAUGAACGUUGCCCCAAAGUCUCAAUGAACGACGUUCUUGGUCGCAUUGACAGCCUGCCGCCCGGGCCAUCUAUGGCUCAGGUCUCACGUCCGUAUUGUCAAUUCAAGAUCGACGCUCGGGAGAAUCUCAGCAGCCGUGGCCGCAAACGUAUUGCCGCGCGCGAUUGUGGCCCCUGGAUGCGCCCUGCAGAGAUUGUGAAGUGCUUGCAGUGUCGUAAUCCACACGACUUCGCGGCUCUGACACCUCAAGUUCUCGGACAGUACAUCGAGCGACCGCGAGAUGCUUUCCCUCGUUGGCGGCCGGAGGUCAUACAACGUGUAGAGGCCCGUGGCGGGAUACGUCCUGGAGGGCACUCUCAACACUGUGGUGUUCUCUCUAGCCAUCCCGAACUUGUUGACGAGAUCCUCCAACAGUUGAUCGCUAUACGCGAAGCCGGUGUCAUGAUCACGGUCGAUAACGCUCGCAGUAUCAUCUUGGGCUUGAUACAGCACUGUGCGCCUCAGCUUCUUCGGGAAGUCCUCAGCGACGGCAGCCAGUUUGUUUGUUCGGAUGCCUAUGUCCGUCGUUUCUUAUACCACCAACUUCAUUGGGUGCCACGGCGGGGUACGCGAGCGGCUCAAAAGACACCAGAGAACGCUGGACAGCUGUUAUGGGAGCUUUUCAUCCGCUUGGUCUUAUCUCUGCAUGAUGCUGGCAUCCGUCAUGGCGGUCUGUAUAUCAACUUCAACCAGACGCAAGUCGUCAUCGCCAAUCCGUCUACCCGAACUUUCGCUCGCGAAGGCGAUCACCAGGUCAUCAUGAAGGGCUCCUCGAUUCACUCACUACCGUCUCCGGAUGCCCCGCGCUUCGACGAGGCCCUUGCUGUGGGACUACGCUUCGACCUCAAUCCCAACAAUUAUUGGUUCAGUGCUCCUUUGAUGGAGACGUACUUCGAACACGUUGUCGUCCCGUUCUUCACGCGCAACAAGGCUGCACACAACUACCCCAAAGAUCAGGAGUGCAUCGUCCUGUUGGACUGUUGGUCGGUUCACCGAAGUCGCGAGUUCAGAGCUGUUGUUCGCCGCCGCUGGCCCUGGAUUUGCCUUUGUUAUGUUCCAGGUGGUAUGACUGGUCUCGCGCAGCCCUGCGACGUUGGCAUCCAGCGGCCGUACAAGCUGGCUAUUCGCCAGGGUCAGCAGCAGCAUAUCAUCAACGAGACCUUGCAGCACCUCCGCUCUGGUGCCGUCGCGACGGCGAUCCGGCUUGACAAUCGCAUUGGCACCCUUCGCGACUGCGCUGUUUCUUGGUUCACCAAUGCCUGGAAUGCUAUCAACCAACCAUCGCUAGUGAAGAAGGCGUUUGAGAAAUGCAUCGUGCGCAACGGAUUCAACCUAUCUUUCAAGUCUUUGACUAGCCCGGCGGCGCUCAAGAUUGUACGGGAUGUCAGCAACGGCUAG